CGUUUCCUCCGUUUCCUGUCGGAUCUUUCCUGAGCGUGACACAUCAAAAUGGCGGAGCGGGAAGAAGCUGUGAGGGGAUUUGUUGCUGUUACUGAUGUUGAUGAAGAGAGGGCCCGUUUCUUCCUCGAGUCAGCCGGCUGGGACCUGCAGCUUGCUUUAGCUAAUUUCUUUGAAGAUGGAGGAGAUUAUGAUAUUGCCACCCUCCCUCAGCCAGAGUCUGGCUCUGUCAGUCGAUCCACGGGGCCAAGUGAGCACAGAGUGACGUCCUUUAGAGAUCUGAUGGAUGAAGAUGAGAGUGGUGACGAGGAAGGCCAGAGGUUCUUUGCCGGGGGCUCAGAACGCAGUGGGCAGCAGAUUGUUGGUCCUCCCAAAAAGAAGAGCCCAAAUGAGCUGGUUGAGGACUUGUUUAAAGGCGCUAAGGAGCAUGGGGCGGUUCCUGUUGACAAAGCAGGCAAAGGACCUGGAGAAUCCAGCAAAUCCAGCAAGCCGUUUGUGGGUGGUGGUUAUCGAUUGGGCGCAGCACCAGAGGAGGAGUCGACUUAUGUGGCAGGAGAGUGGAGACAGUCCAGCGGUUCACAAAAUGUGCCUGUGGUGCUGAAGCUCUGGAAGACUGGCUUUAGUCUUGAUAAUGGAGAGCUGAGGAACUACAGUGAUCCCGGGAAUGCUCUCUUCCUGGAGUCGAUCCGUAGAGGGGAGAUUCCUCUGGAAUUGAGACAGCGCUUCCGGGGUGGACAGGUAAACCUAGACAUGGAGGACCAUCGGGAUGAAGACUUUAACAAACCCAAAUCUGUUUUCAAGGCCUUUGCUGGAGAAGGACAGAAACUUGGCAGCGCCACGCCAGAGUUGGUGCCGCUCCAGAGAAGCCCACAGGACCAGGACGCCAGUGAAGCUGAGGCCAGUGCUUCCAUCAGUGUGGACAGCUCUCAACCUGUCACUAGCAUCCAGAUCAGACUGGCCGACGGAGGCCGGCUGGUGCAGAAGUUCAACCACACCCAUAGGGUGUCUGAUGUGCGUCAGUUUGUGGCCAGCGCUCGCCCAGCUUUAGCUGCCACCGAGUUCAUUCUCAUGACGACCUUCCCUAACAAGGAGCUGACGGACGAGAGCCAGACGCUGAAGGAAGCCAACCUGCUGAACGCCGUCAUUGUGCAGCGGCUAAAGUGACAGAGUCACCCAAUGAUCUAGCUUUAUUAAAGCACUCUGGAGUUGGAGAUACGGGGACUGAAAGGACUUCUAAUUACUUAAUUUUGUUUUCUUUAGUGAUAUGUUAUUCCUCUGUGACAGUUUUGGGGUGGUGGGUGUUCCUGAUAAAGCAAAAAUGGAAAUGAAAGUGAAGCAGUCACACUGUGAUACAGUUAAAGGGACAGAGGGAGGAACCGAAGAGAAGAACUAACAAAUUUUACGGUUUUAGAAUAACUGCUGAACAUAUUCAGAUUGAAAUAAAGAGCUUUCUGAAGA
Sinocyclocheilus rhinocerous is the source of this 1455-nucleotide messenger RNA. RefSeq names its product NSFL1 cofactor p47-like. Lineage: Eukaryota; Metazoa; Chordata; Actinopteri; Cypriniformes; Cyprinidae. Bases 49 to 1161 code for a protein of 370 amino acids. Gene Ontology annotation, biological process: nuclear membrane reassembly; membrane fusion; autophagosome assembly. Gene Ontology annotation, cellular component: nucleus; cytosol. Gene Ontology annotation, molecular function: ubiquitin binding. The record is from RefSeq and is a predicted model, not a curated record. The transcript has 9 exons.